AUGUCUACGCCUCCAGCAACUGAAGCUGAAGCAGCAUCAACCACUAGCAGCAACUCACAGUCUGCUCCCUCAUCACCAGCAACAACAUCACUUAGCUCAUCGGGUGGUAACCGUGCGAAGCUUCAAUGGACAAAGUCGACAAAGGAGAUGAAGCUGCCAACAACGGAGCGUGUCAUCUCCAGUGUCAAGUAUCCUGCUGCAGAGCCACUUGCACAUAACAUCCUCUUCAACGCCGACAAGACUGUCAACCUGGUCAAAUUGCAGGAGCACUUCUUCAACGAGGGACGUCUCUUCCAUGAUGAUGUCAAGGAGAUUGUAGAGCGUGCCGCUGGCAUCCUCGAGCGUGAGCCCACCCUUGUCUGUGUGGAUGCUCCAGUAACAGUAUGUGGAGACACUCAUGGACAGUUCUAUGACUUGAUAAAGAUCUUUGAGAACGACAUUGGUGGAAGCCCAGCCAGUACCAACUAUCUCUUCCUUGGAGACUAUGUUGAUCGUGGAUACUUCUCGAUGGAGGUGAUUCUCUACCUCUACUCUUGUAAGAUCAACUAUCCCAAGACAUUCACCCUGCUGAGAGGUAACCAUGAAUGUCGUCAUCUUACCGACUACUUUACUUUCAAAGAAGAGUGUCUUCACAAGUACAACGAGGAGAUAUAUGACUUUAUAACCGAGUCAUUCAAUGCACUGCCAUUGGCAGCGCUUGUCAAUGGCAAAUUCCUCUGUGUUCAUGGAGGUCUUUCUCCCGAUAUCAAGAAUCUCGAUGACAUUGCCAACAUUGAUCGUUUCAAAGAGCCACCUUCAUCAGGACCCAUGUGCGAUUUGCUAUGGGCUGAUCCAAUGGAGGAGUUCUCGCCAGACAUUAGGGAGCACUUUGUUCCCAAUGAGGUCAGAGGCUGUUCCUACUCAUUCAGCUACCGAGCGGCAUGUACUUUCUUGCAGAACAACAAGUUGCUCUCAGUGAUCAGAGCUCACGAAGCACAGAAUGCAGGAUACAAGAUGCAUUUGCAGAAUGACGCCACUGGAUUCCCAUCAGUGAUCACAUUGUUCUCUGCUCCAAACUACUUGGAUGCCUACAAUAACAAGGGUGCUGUUUUAAGAUAUGAGAACAAUGUCAUGAACAUUAGACAGUUUAACUGCUCGCCUCAUCCUUAUUGGCUGCCAAACUUUAUGGAUGUGUUCUCUUGGUCCAUGCCUUUCGUCGCCGAAAAGACUGCAGAGAUGCUGUUGGUGUUGCUCAAUCUAUGCGACGAUGAGGAGGCCGAGAAGUUGGAGCACUCCGGUGACUCAGAGGAGGAAAAGAGAAGACAGAUGCUACGUGCCAAGGUCAAGUCUGUCUCCAAGAUCAUGAGAAUGUUCUCCAUCCUUAGACAGGAGCGUGAGACCAUCAUGAUGAUCAAGAGCUUCACGCCAUCAAGGAAGAUCCCUCAAGGACUGUUGUCAGAGGGCAGUGAGGCACUCAAGAAGGCAUUGGGUGACUUUGCCAGGGCACGCAAGAUGGAUCUGGUAAACGAGCGUCGUCCGCCUGCCAUUGACCGUGUCAACAGUCGAGGCGAAUUGCUCCGUAUGAACAGUCGUGGCGAGUUGUUCCGUAUCAACAGUCGUGGCGAGCUCUUUAGGAGCAACUCGUACGCAGACCUGAAGCCACCCACUGGCCCACAGGAGACUAUCCAGAUCACUGAGGCACCAAAGUAA
Molecule: messenger RNA, 1689 nt
Organism: Acytostelium subglobosum LB1
Lineage: Eukaryota; Evosea; Eumycetozoa; Acytosteliales; Acytosteliaceae
Exons: 7
Coding region: 1-1689 (562 amino acids)
Biological process (GO): calcineurin-mediated signaling
Cellular component (GO): calcineurin complex; cytoplasm
Molecular function (GO): calmodulin binding; calmodulin-dependent protein phosphatase activity
Source: RefSeq, a predicted model, not a curated record